Molecule: messenger RNA, 3436 nt
Organism: Salvelinus fontinalis (brook trout)
Lineage: Eukaryota; Metazoa; Chordata; Actinopteri; Salmoniformes; Salmonidae
Product: gap junction alpha-9 protein-like
Exons: 1
Coding region: 4-1566 (520 amino acids)
Biological process (GO): cell communication
Cellular component (GO): connexin complex
Source: RefSeq, a predicted model, not a curated record
AAGAUGGGAGAUUGGAACUUCCUGGGUGGGAUCUUGGAGGAAGUGCAUAUCCACUCUACUAUGGUGGGAAAGACCUGGCUGACCAUCCUCUUCAUCUUCCGGAUGCUAGCACUUGGCGUUGCUGCAGAAGGCGUGUGGAACGACGAGCAGGCCGACUUCAUCUGCAACACAGAACAGCCAGGGUGCCGCAAUGUGUGCUACGACCGAGCCUUCCCCAUCUCGCUCAUCCGCUACUGGGUUCUCCAGGUCAUCUUCGUCUCCUCGCCCUCUCUAGUUUACAUGGGUCACGCCAUCUACCAGCUGCGAGCUCUGGAGAAGACGCGUCACACUAAAAAGGCGGCUCUGCGUCGGGAGCUGGAGGCAGUGGACGUGGCGCUGAUCGAGGUGCGGAGACGUAUCGAGAGAGAGAUGAAACAACUGGAUCUGGGGAAGCUCAACAAGGCCCCGCUAAGGGGGUCCCUGCUACAGACCUACGUGGCCCACAUCAUCACUCGGUCUGUGGUGGAGGUGGGUUUCAUGCUGUGCCAGUACCUCCUUUAUGGCCACCACCUGGACCCUCUAUUUAAGUGCAAGAGGGAGCCCUGCCCAAAUGUGGUGGACUGCUUUGUCUCCAGGCCCACGGAAAAAAACAUCUUCAUGAUGUUCAUGCAGGGCAUCGCCACCGUGUCCCUCUUCCUCAGCCUCUUGGAGAUCAUGCACCUGAGCUACAAGAAGCUCAAGAAGGGCAUCCUGGCCGACCAACCACAUCUUAAGGAUGACCUGGAUGACUGCUAUGUUAGCAAGUCCAAAAGAAACUCUGUUGUGCAACAGGUUAACAUGGGGGGCACCUCUGUGGGCCCCAAGCCUACUAUCCACACAGCACCGAGUGGGUACACAUUCCUGCUGGAGAAGCAGGGUAAUGGACCCACGUAUCCCCUCCUCAAUGCCUCCUCUGCCUUUGUUCCCAUUCAGGGGUACCCUGGAGUCAAGCCAGGUACUGACAGCCACAAUACAGACAGUAAGGAGGGAGUGUUGCCAAGUCCUACUGAGCACAACAGCAACUCAAACACCAGCAGUGAGACGACUCGGUCUCCCUCUGUGGAUGAGCCAGAGGUCCUUGUCAUGCACCCUCUACCCUAUCACAUGGAUCUUCUACCCUGCCACGUAGAUCCUCUCGCCCAUUUCCCCCACCAUGUGGGCUUCAAUUCACAGGGCUCUGAGUACCCCGGGGUAGAUGCCUCCUCAUGUCCGACCCUUUCGGUCAUUGUGAGGAAACCACGACGGGUCAGUGCCCCAUGGAACUGUUCCACAGUGGUGGAAGGGAAUGGCUCAAAUAGUGGGGACUCCUACCCUGGAACAAUAAGAAUGAAGCCACGCUGCAGCUUUGCUGCCAGCCGAGCCAGGGCCUUCUCUAAGCCGGACCUCAAGAGAAUGAGCAGACCCCAUAGCCCAGACUCAAUAGGAGAGCUGAGGUCUGCAUCCCGGCACAGCCACGAUGGCAACAGUCCUGUCUGCUCUCCCAACCGCCGAAUGUCAUUGGCAAGUAAAGCCACAAGCAGACGAGCUCCAGGCGACCUGCAGAUCUAAGAGUUAGGGUAUUAAACUCAUGUCACAAGAAACUGUUACAGUGUUAGGCUAUGCUCACAUUCCCCCAUCACUUCCAUUGAUUGUUAGCUUUUGAUGGCUAAAAUUAGUUGAGGUUUGUAAUGGCUGUUUAAAGAAUUAGUUUCUCUUGACCCACUACUUUCAGGGUGAAGAACUACCUAACAUCAAGUUGUAAAAUAGUGAACUACUCCUUGAAGCAGGACAAAACGGUAAAACUAUGUUUGAGAGAAAACGUAUAGCAACGCCAGUGUCAUGUUUACAGCAUUACUUUGUCUUAUAUACUGUACCAUAAAAAAAGGUGCAUUUUGUAGUAAUGAACAAAGAGCAAUGGAAAGCAGAAUCAGAACAUCUAUAUCCUUUAGGCAGUAAUUUGCAAUUACGUAAUCCAAAACUGAAUCAAUGUUAUUCAUUGGAUAAAGCCAGCAUUUGUUAACAAGGAAAAUAAGAGACCUGUUUAGCAACAUUCUCAUUUUAGUCUGUGGUAUUGCACUUUUUUAAAUUCCGUUCAGAAUUUGACUUUCCCCAGUUGAAAUUGGUGGCUGGAGUUCACUAGCUACCAAACUAAUCAGAGGAUAUUUUGUCAGCGACAUUACGAUCCAUUUUAGUAUCAGUCCAAUUAAUAGUGUCUUUGCUCAUGAUGUACUGGUCAAAUGUAUUCAAUACUAUCCACUAUAAUAACAAAAUACAGUUGGAGUUUAACUGUAAUUGAAAACCCACUACUACAAGGACUUUGGCUAAGGAGUAAUAAACCAGUUGCAUAUUACUCAACUAGUUUUUUUCCCCCAGGUCGGAUUACUGCAGAUGUCCUCCGUCCUCAAAUAGCAUUGAUAUUGUGGCCCAAAGCCCACUGGUCAUUUGACAAUGUAAAUUAUACAUAUUUAUGGUGCUGUGGUAGGGGAUUAAAUGAAAACUGUAUUUUUACUGAACAUUGAUUUGUUUUCACAAUUGUAUAACUUCCUUUAUAAAAUAAAGUACAAAUAUUCUUUAAUUUCUUAUUAAAUUAAUGAAUUUAAUAAUUUCCCUAAGGUGUGGGUUAAAAUAUCAAUCCAAACAGAAACAGGCAAGAACAUUGACUUUAGGUAACACAUUUUUAAACCCUGUUUUUUUGGCAUUGAAAUAAGGGGCAAGUAUCAGUUGUUGGGAAUUCCAUCUAAACUGAACAAAAAAUAUAAAACGCAGCAUGUAGUGUUGGUCCCGUGUUUCAUGAGCUAAAAUAAAAAAAAUAAAAAAUUAAAAAAUUAAAAAAAAUCACAGAAAUUUUCCAAAUGCACAAAAAGCUUAUUUCGCUCAAAUGUUUAACAUAAGUUGGUUUACAUCCCUGUUAGUGAGCAUGAUCAUUACACCAGUGCACCUUGUGCUGGGGACAAAAAUGCCACAGAUGUCUCAAGUGCAAUUGGCAUGCUGACUGCAGGAAUGUCCACCAGAGCUGUUGCCAGUGAAUUUAAUGUUAAUUUCUCUACCAUAAGCUGCCUCUGUCAUUUUAGAGAAUUUGGCAGUACGUCCAACCGGCCUCACAACCGCAGGCCACAUGUAACUACGCCAGGCCAGGACCUCUGCAUCUGGCUUAGUCACCUGCGGGAUCGUCUGAGAGGGGUGGUGAGGAGUAUGUCUGUCUGUAAUAAAGCCCUUUUGUGGGGAAAAACUCAUUCUGAUUGGAGAGCAGCCAUGUGUGGGCACACGCCCCUUCCGAGUCAAGUGAAAUCCAUAGAUUAGGGCCUAAUGAAUUUCAAUUUACGGAUUUCCUUAUAUGAACUAUAACUAAGUCAAAUCAUUACAUUUAUAUUUUUGUUCAGUAUAGAUACUGUAAAAUGUAAAUCAACAAAAAGAAAUUCCAUGAGAAAUAUUUCCUGCA